GGUGUCAUUCACUGAGAACUCGUUUAAUACUUGUUACUUUCGAAAUACUAUAGCUCACUCCAAGUUGCAUAUGCAUGGUGCACGUGAAAAUGAUCUUCUACCCCCAUUGCCCGCAUUAGCCAAUGAAAGAAAAUACACGGAAAAACAAGCGAAUGAGAAAAAGCCCUUCCCAAUGAUGCCGAAGGGAAACUGGUUAUUCAUGAACUCGCCCACCUUGGCUUGUGACCGCCCACAGGAAGACAGUAUUGAUUUCGUGGCUAGGAGGUAGCAGAGCUACAGAGCUAAUCUCUGCAGAGAAGCUAAGCGAACAGCUACUUGCUAACAUGGCGGCGGAACACAUUCGUGCUCGUUUUAUCUGUGGCAAUAAGACAUCAACAUUGCAUUUCUUGCCCAAGAAAGAAGAGUCAAGGACUAAAUGGUUAGAAUUUAUCUUCGGAACACCACCAGCGAAGUAUAGCCCUAAUUUAGUUCUGUGUUCAAAUCAUUUUGACCACAGUGACUUUUACAACUUCGGUGCCUACAGUAGUGGUUUUGCAUCGAAGUUGUUAUUAAAACCUGGAUCUGUACCAUCACAACGAUCGAGCACAAGCACACAGGGGAGCACAUCACAGACAUUGGUGACAACCCCCAUUCAUACCAGCACCCAAACAGACCCACCUAGCUGUGCAUGUCGGGCUACACAGCUUUCUAUGGGUACAUUAGGUCAUCACGUUAGAAGCAAAGGUACCCAAACAGAAUCCUUUAUGAGAACUGCGAGUAUUGCCACAAGUACCUCUGAUGCACCAUGGGGCCCUGCUACCUCUACGCCCAUCAAGGCUGUUCACCCAAGGCCAGCAAAAAGACCUCGGGUUGAUGAAGAGGAGGAGGAGGAAAGUGACAUCUCCACAAUUUUACCUGAACCCCAUGACUCCACGUAUGAUCCAGCACAGUCAAUCAGCAAUGUAACAGAAGCAUCACAGCCCACUGAUACGUCUUCAACUGGAUACAAAGACUCCAAGUACAUAGUAUUUGAGAAGAACCUUUUGAAACGUGUCCAGACUGUCGCCGGUUGUCGGAUGUGAGGACCUACAGACAGGGAACAUUUUUGGCCAUCGACCAAAAAUGCCAUCACUGCCAGUUUUCCAGGCAAUGGAAGAGCCAGCCAGCGAUUGGAAGCUCCCCUGUAGGCAACAUAAUACUGUCUGCUGCCAUAUAUUUCACCGGCUCCUCAUAUUUCCAAGUGCAAAAGAUAUUUCAAGCCAUGCAUCUGCAAAACAUCAGCUACUCAGCAUUCCGUAGGCAUGCAAGCAGUUAUCUGGAAACAGCUGUGAUCCACCAAUGGCACCAGUACCAAGAAGCAGAAUUUGAGUUCUUGAGUCAGAGGAAAGUCAAGAUUGGAGGGGACAUGCGAGCAGAUUCACCGGGUCACUCUGCCAAAUAUGGAAGUUACAGUUUGAUGAAUCUGGAGACCAACAGCAUUAUUGACAUUCAACUAGUCCAGAGCAAUGAGGUUGGCGGGAGCCACAACAUGGAGAAAGAGGGACUCAAAAGAAGCCUACAGCUUUUGGAGUCCAAGGGUGUGGCAGUCGAUUACAUUGUCACUGACCGUCAUCCACAGAUACAAAAAUAUCUCCGUGAGCAAAAGAUAACACACUACUAUGAUGUCUGGCAUUUGGAAAAAGGUCUAUCUAAGAAACUGGGAAAAGUGGCUAAAGAGAAGGACUGCGAGGUGGUCAAGAAGUGGCAGCGUGGAAUCAGCAACCAUGUUUAUUGGUGUGCAACAUCCUCAUCCUCAGGGCCAGAGAAAGUCGCCAAAUGGACAUCUGUGGUAAACCACAUGCAAAACAAACAUACCCACGACAAUCCUCUCUUCCCACAAUGCCAACAUCCAGUCCGCCGGAGCAGAGAUCGCAAGAAGUGGUUUCAACCAGGUUCCAAAGCCCUCUACAAAGUGGAGAAGAUCCUAACAAAUAAGAGGGUCCUCAGUGAUGUUGAGAGGCUAAGCUCACGGUACCAGACCUCAACUCUGGAGGCAUUCCACAGUGUAAUCUUGCGCUUCACACCCAAAAGUGUGGUCUUUCCUUUCAUUGGGAUGUUGUGCAGACUAUAUCUGGCAGCAAUGCACUUCAAUGAAAACGCUGGCCGCACUCAGGCAAGAACAACUUCAGGGAAACUGAGGUACAGCUUACAUUUCCCAAAAGCCAAAAAGGGAGUUUACUGGCACACUGUGAAGCCAGUAAAAUCACCGCCAACACACUGCUACGUCCACAACCUGAUUGCUGGGGUGUUUGAAGAGAUAGUCCCCAACCCCCUGCCUUACAUGGAGGAGCUCCAAAAAAUCCCUGUUCCUGAUGCCCUGUCCUCAGCAUUCUACCAUCCUCCACUGACAGAAGCUGUGGCUGCAUACACAUCUCGCUUUAGGCAAGGGCAGCCCUAAAGCCGACAUAUUGGCCUUCUGUGUCUGGGAACUCUCUUCGGAUCCGUAGGACAACACAAGCCGGAAUAACAACUCGGACUUUUCUACCUAAAUAACCCCAGCACCAGCUGACAAAGGAUCUGUAGGCCAGAUGUCUGCAUCGCCUGGCAAAAAAAGACAUUGUAUA
Messenger RNA from Alosa sapidissima (American shad), 2582 nucleotides. RefSeq lists its product as uncharacterized. The transcript is spliced from 11 exons. The record is from RefSeq and is a predicted model, not a curated record. NCBI's taxonomy places the organism in Eukaryota, Metazoa, Chordata, Actinopteri, Clupeiformes, Clupeidae. Bases 1241 to 2416 code for a protein of 391 amino acids.